Umbelopsis ramanniana AG is the source of this 361-nucleotide messenger RNA. RefSeq lists its product as uncharacterized. Gene Ontology annotation, biological process: chromosome segregation; kinetochore assembly; mitotic cell cycle. Gene Ontology annotation, cellular component: kinetochore; nucleoplasm. Bases 19 to 249 code for a protein of 76 amino acids. NCBI's taxonomy places the organism in Eukaryota, Fungi, Mucoromycota, Umbelopsidomycetes, Umbelopsidales, Umbelopsidaceae. The transcript has 3 exons. The record is from RefSeq and is a predicted model, not a curated record. Gene Ontology annotation, molecular function: protein heterodimerization activity; DNA binding.
UUUUUGAAGAUCUUUGAUAUGGCACGCUUAUACUCGCGAAGUACAGUAAAGAAGAUAAUCAAAGCCCACAAUCCACGCUCAUCCUUAAGUAAAAGCGUGGAUGUCAUGAUUUACUUGGACUAUCUUCUCUUCUUGCAGCGACUGGCGCGUGAAGCCGACGCGGAAGUAAUGCAAACCAAAGGGAAACUAAUGCAAUCACAUCACCUCCAAAAAGCUGUAGAGCAAACACUGCAACAGUUUCGAGGAUAAUCCACACUAAUGCCUCUUGUACAUGACAACGAUGCUUGCAGGCGUAGCAUCCAUAUCAGUUUUCCAAUCAAUUCAACGCGAAUUAAAGUAACUAUUAUCAAUAUUAUAUAAU